AUGGUAGCACGCAGAUAUGGUGUAAGUCUUGUUGGUGUACAGCAGAACAGUGGUGUAUCUACAAUACAGCUCAACCCUGGGCCACGUCACAUCAUAAAGGAGUCGGGCAUUUGUUUCUAUAUGAACAUUACCAAGGAAGAGAACUCUGCCUUAAUUUUAGUUCAUCCGAACCUGGAGGACUCGAAACCGGACAGGAAAUUGAUGCAGCGCGGGGAACAUACGUCAAAAGUCGCCAGUGUGAUAGCAAGUGUUGGGACGAUGGCUUUAGAGUUACAACACACUCGUCUUAUCAACGCUCCUCCAGAGAUUAAAAGAUCCGGUAGUCGGCGGACAAAGUUACAGAUUCCUUCAGGGCUUACAGCUGCGAACCUACAGAAAAGGCCUAGUAUUGCACCUGUACCUGCCUUCCUUGAGGCUUCGGAUAUAACAAUACAAGUUGAGGAGGAGACCAUGUCAGAGGACAGGUUUCCUUACGCUGAUGAGGAGGAUAAUCCUGAAUUUGUGCGAGGAUUUCCACCUGUAACACCUUACAUUGGAACCAGUCCAACAUUAUGUCACCUAAUGAGAGAAAAACGCCCACUUUGUUGUCUUCAACUUGUUCAGGUCUGUGAUCACUGCAGUUAUAAAAAUGCUAAGGAGUAUCAAUGGCCGAAUCCGGCAAUCAUCGUAGCAGCUGACUAUGCCAGUAACGGUCUCUACAACUUCAUCGUUCCAUUACGGUCACAUGCAAGACCUAGCAAUACAUUAAAUCCCAUCGUCUUACUACUAGAAAAAAGACCAGACACUACAUUCCUGGAAACAAUAUGUCAUUUUCCUAUGGUAUAUUGGAUGCUUGGCUCAAUUGAUGUAAUAGAUGAUUUACUUCGGGCAGGUGUAAACCUGGCGGACAAUGUAGUGAUAGUAAACAAGGAGAGUUCUAAUUCCCAGGAGGAGGAGACCUUAGCUGAUUGUAACACCAUCGUAGCUGUACAAAGUAUAUUUAGAUUAUUUCCAAGUGCCAAUAUUAUAACAGAGUUAACCCAGUCAUCUAACAUGAGGUUUAUGCAGUUUCAAGCCAAUGAUUCCUACUCAUAUGAGUUGUCAAAACAAGAGAAGAAAGAGAAAGAGCGAGGGUCACAUAUUUCAUAUAUGUUCCGUCUGCCGUUUGCUGCGGGUAAUGUAUUCAGUGCCAGCAUGUUGGAUACUUUGUUAUACCAGGCAUUUGUGAAGGACUAUCUCAUUACCUUUGUACGUCUGUUACUCGGUAUCGACCAAGCUGUCGGAUCUGGACAUUUAUCAUGUAUGAAAAUAACCAAGGAUGAUCUCUGGAUUAGAACAUAUGGUAGACUCUACCAAAAAUUGUGCUCCACAACAUGUGAAAUUCCCAUCGGAAUUUUCCGAACUCAAAUCAAAUCAUGCCGUUCCCCACCUGCCAAUACCUCUAAUGCCUCAUUCAUGUCGAGAGACCAAUCAGCACUUAAUUUAGCAUUUAGAAAUUCUGUAAGAGGUCGGACAUAUAGAAGCCAGAAUGGGGUUUCAUUGAAUAUGAUGACUGGUUCAGAAAGACAAGAGGAUCAUUCUGGUCAAGUCAACCCAGAACUGCAUGAGAUUAGUCAGAUGGUCAAGUGUAGAAUGCAGAGUAUAGGUCAGCCUCUUAGUGACUAUGAUGACAAGAAUGAAAAGAGAGAUACUAUUUCCUAUGUAGUGAUCAAUCCUGGCUAUGAUUUACAGCUCAAACUCGGAGAUGUUGUUUAUUUGAUACGACCGAGUUCUUUAUCUCCAAAACCUUCACCAUUGAUAGAUGAGAGGAAACAGAUGCAGCAUCAUAUGAAUGGGAAAAGAGAGGAACCAACAGGGGCAGAUAACUCUGAGAUACAAACAUCUGACUCGGUUGUUAAGACAAAAGGACGACUUGUUAAAGAUGGAAACAAUCGGAUCCCAAUAAUAUAUAUGGAUGACAGUGACACUGAUGAAGAGAUGACAGAAAAUGAUAAAACCACAAGCGAAAAUACCGAGAGAAACAAAAACAUCCCGACCUUUGACCUCAUGACAGAUGAAGAGCUAGAUCAAGAAACAUGUAACCAUAGCGACCAUAUCAGUACGCCGGAGACGCUUGAACCUCCGGUUAUAGCUGUUAAAGGAACGGUGGUGUGACACAUUGGUGUAUUUCUGUCAACUGACUGUGUCCACACACACAAAACCAAAACUAUAGUGUACUGGAUGCUUAUUUACGCGUUUUAAUGGCAGUAAACUCUUACUACGUGUACAUGUUCAACCUGUGUAAAGUUUAGAGUGUUUAAGCAUUUUAAGUCUGGACUUAAAUUAUUUGGUG
Molecule: messenger RNA, 2311 nt
Organism: Ruditapes philippinarum (Manila clam)
Lineage: Eukaryota; Metazoa; Mollusca; Bivalvia; Venerida; Veneridae
Product: potassium channel subfamily T member 1-like
Exons: 17
Coding region: 1-2133 (710 amino acids)
Molecular function (GO): intracellular sodium-activated potassium channel activity
Source: RefSeq, a predicted model, not a curated record